AUGAUUGAUAGAAUAAUCGAAAAUUUAUAUCUGGGUGAUAUGCAGGAUGUUUUAAACGAAUGUAGGAUUGACCGAGUUAGAAAUGAAUUAAAGAUCAGCCAUAUUCUUACAAUAGCAGCAGAAGCUAUUCCGAUGGAAAAACAAAUUGUUGGAAUAUCUUAUAUGUUUAUUUUUGCACUAGACACGGAUACACAAGAUAUGUUCGCUGGAGAUUUAUUAGCGAAUGCGCUAACGUACAUCAGAACAAGUAUUGAAAAUAAUGGGCGAAUCCUUGUACACUGUGAAGCUGGCAUAUCACGUUCAGUUUUUGUUGUUGCUGCUUAUCUAAUGCAAAAAUUAAAAUGGUCAUUUUCAAAAGUUAUUAAAUACAUACAGAGGAUACGACCAAUAGCGCUACCAAAUGAUGGUUUUAUGCGACAGUUACAAAUAUUCGAAAGUUGUCAUUUUAUUGCCGAUAUACAAGUCAUUUCGCAGUGUUCGCCAUACAAAAAUUGGUUAUUGAAUAACUCUUCAGCUGACGAUUGUUUAGCUUUAUCUGCAAGAUUUUCUGUGGACAAAAACUUACCAGACUUGGUCGAUUCCACGAGUGUCGAAUACCGGUGUCGUAAAUGUAGGAAAAUUUUAUUCAGCGAUAGGCACAUCAUGAAACACAAAGUGUUAACAUCUGGUACUGUUACUGACGAUGGAACAAUCGAGACAAUGGAUUGCAAUUUAGCUUAUUUUAUUUUACCUAUGGAAUGGAUGUCUUUGAACGAACAUCGAGGAAAAAUUUUUUGUUCAUGCAACGAGAAACUAGGUCAUUAUGACUGGGGAGGACGUAUAUGCGAGGGAAUAACUGGUAGGCCAUGUGGAACAGCUGUGCGACCAUGGAUUUAUGUCAAUCAGAAGAAGACAGAUCGAAUUGUAAAUACAAGUCAAAAUGUGCCAAGCUCAAUAGAUAGCAUCAUUAUAAGACCGUCCGAACUUCCUCGUAUGUAG
Messenger RNA from Acanthocheilonema viteae, 978 nucleotides. The record is from the annotation of a GenBank genome assembly. Lineage: Eukaryota; Metazoa; Nematoda; Chromadorea; Rhabditida; Onchocercidae.